Notolabrus celidotus (New Zealand spotty) is the source of this 3662-nucleotide messenger RNA. It is a transcript of the gene dph6, whose product is annotated as diphthamine biosynthesis 6. Lineage: Eukaryota; Metazoa; Chordata; Actinopteri; Labriformes; Labridae. Gene Ontology annotation, molecular function: diphthine-ammonia ligase activity. The transcript is spliced from 15 exons. The coding region runs from base 148 to 2229 and encodes 693 amino acids. Gene Ontology annotation, biological process: protein histidyl modification to diphthamide. The record is from RefSeq and is a predicted model, not a curated record.
CUAUGGAGGGGUCCUUUAACAACCCGGAAGUGUCGCUCUCACAUGUUGUUGUGUACAUUCACCGGUUGCUUAGCACAGUUACCACGCUGUGUGUCAUUAUAGGCAUAACAUUCGGUGUCAUUAGACACAACAGUGAAAAAUAAGAAGAUGAAAGUGGUCGCGUUGAUAAGUGGGGGCAAAGACAGCUGCUACAACAUGAUGCAGUGUGUUUCUGCUGGGCACCGAAUCGUAGCUCUGGCCAACCUCCGUCCUGCUAACACAGAUGAGUUGGACAGCUACAUGUACCAAACAGUGGGCCAUCAGGCCAUAGACCUGUAUGCUGAAGCCAUGGAUCUGCCUCUGUAUAGACGCACCAUCCAGGGCUCCAGCCUGGACACCAGCAGAAACUACAGUCAGACGGAGGGGGACGAGGUGGAGGACUUGUAUGAGCUGCUGAAGCUUGUCAAGGAAAAGGAGGAUGUCGAGGCAGUGUCCGUGGGGGCCAUUCUCUCGGAUUAUCAGAGGGUCCGUGUGGAAAAUGUAUGUUUGCGGCUUGGUUUGCAGCCCCUGGCCUACCUGUGGCGCCAAGACCAAGAGUCCCUCCUCUCUGCGAUGAUAUCAUCUAACCUCAACGCUAUCCUCAUCAAAGUUGCCGCCUUUGGCCUGGAUCCAGAGAAGCACCUGGGAAAACCUCUGGCAGACAUGGAGUCCUAUCUGAAACAGCUCUCCCAGAAGUAUGGAGUUCACAUUUGUGGAGAAGGAGGUGAAUAUGAAACUUUCACCCUUGAUUGCCCCCUCUUCAAAAAGAAGAUUAUCAUAGAUGCAGCAGAGACAGUGAUACACUCAGCAGAUGCCUUCGCUCCAGUUGGCUACCUCCGCUUCACCGCGAUGCACACAGCGAGCAAAGACGACGAUGUGGUGGCGAGAGCUUUGCCCCAUGGUAGUUGUCCUUGCCAGAGCGCCAUUGACAAGAUGACUGAGGAGGUGGAAUAUGCUGAUCAAGCUGAAGACAACCGGCAAGAAUUUACAUCAAAUUGUGACCUUAGUUGUCAGCGGGGCCACGAUCUUCCUCCAUCCUGCUCACUCAAAAGCUCUAAAGGCUACCAGUGGAUCUCUGGCAUCAACGGUCUUCAGAACCAAAAUCCUGGUAUCCAGGGCCAGACUUCUGCAGCUUUCAACCAGCUGCAAAGUGAGUUGGACAGCAGAGGUUGGAAGAUGAAGGACAUUAUCCUGGUACACCUGUAUGUGAGGUGCAUGGGCGACUUUGGUCCACUCAACGCUGUUUACAAGCAACACUUUGGCAUCAACCCUCCGGCCAGGGUGUGUGUCCAGGCUCCCCUCCCUGCUGGUCAGCUGCUGCAGAUGGACUGCUUGCUCCAUGACUGGACUGAGCCCCUUGAGGAAGGCUGCUUCCACCAGAAGGAUGCCCUACAUGUCCAGAGCAUAUCUCACUGGGCCCCUGCAAAUAUCGGGCCCUACAGCCAGGCCUUCAGGGUGGAUGAGUCAGUUUUCUGCGCAGGCCAAAUUGCUAUGGUCCCCUGCACCAUGCAGCUGGUGAAAUCUGGCACAAGGACACAGGCCCGCUUGUCCUUCAGCUAUGUGAAGAAAGUUCUGGAGGCCGUAAUCGGCAGUCUGACUCUAACUCACGUUCUCCAGGCCCACUGCUACACCACAAGACACCAAGACAUCCCCAUCAUCAGGGCCGUGUGGGAGAGCAUGCUGAGGGCCACUGAGGAAGAGAAGGACUUGUUGUGGGAGCCCGAGUUCAAACCUCCACCACUGUUGGUCGCUGUGAUGCCUGCCUUACCCAGGAGUGCAGCAGUUGAGCUUCACGUCACUGCAGUUCAGGAUGAUCCCACCAAAAGGACUUCCUGUCACAUGACUACCAAGUUUGCUUCCGGAUCCAUUGAGAGCCACACUGUCAUGUCUGCUGACAGGUGCAGCGCCUCACUUUCACUCUCUCUCACUGUGCCUGGUGGUAGCCUGGAGGUCAAGGAUGAGGAGGGUGUAACAGACCAAGUAGGAGCUACAUUCAAUAAAGCCAUGAAGAAGAUGGAGGCUGAGCUGGUGCCUCUGUGUGCCAGAGUGUUCUACAAGUGCAACCACUCUCUGGCACAGAAAAUAGUUGAAGGCCUCGGAGAGAGUAUGAGAAACUCGCUAGGGGAGUCCAGUCCAUCUGUAUCCCUGGUUCCAGUCCUGGACUUGCCUGACUCACAGAUCCUCCACCUGUCCUGCUGGCUCAAUUUAUAGAAAAGCUGCCAGAGUCAACAACCGGACUGCAGUCAUCCACUGCACUGGAAUUCAGUGGGGCUUCUCUGGAAGAGCAACUGACAUCCCAACACCUAAUGACUUACAACGGUACAUCAGUGAAUGUGGAAAAGAAGAACUGCAUAACUGCUCAUUAAUUUUGACUGUUUAUCACUGCCAGUUGUUGAAAAGCAAAGCUGUGCCUGUCUCCAAGUGGUUUUUGAUGAUGUGCGGUUUUGAGGAUGUGUUUAUUCCACUUCAUAUCCCAGAACUUGGGCCUAUAAUUCACUUUGUCCUUCACUGGAGUUGUUUGCUGUAGCAGCUGUUAUUUUAGCUUUGAGAUGAGUCUCAUGGAACUUCUAUAAGCCACAGCUGCAUACCAGAGGACUGGAGACCAUAGACUACAAAAGGAGACACCAGCGGUGUCCUGUACCACCGGGCGAUAAACUGUAUCCCCUGAUGUCCCACUGUUUCUGCUGGAAUUUCUCUUAGCACACUAGCUAACACCCCUCAUAAAGGCCUAGCGCCACCGUUGACACCAUCUGCUCAGUUGUAAACCUAUGGAUUUACUGUGUGACUGGUGUGUGUCUGUGUGUAAUGUGUGUAAGUGUGUCUCCCCCUCGUGCUCGAUGGGAUUCAAGGUGUGUUAUUAUUGUGUAAUAGGCAAUCAGCGCAGAGCACCUGAAAAGAUUAAGCCUCUUUAUGUUUUCUAUUGAUUCUAAGGCAAACUGGUUAAUAGAAGAGGGACGCUAGCUGCAGGGCAGGUGUGUGUGCUGUGUGUAUGCGCAUGUGUGUGUGUAUGUGUUGGAGGUGUCAAUGGACACAGUGUAACAAUGCGGGAAGAAAAUAACGCUAUUAACCAUUGCUCCUGGAACAUUUCUUUUCUCAAAGAUCAUGAACCAUAUUGAUGAUCUGAGUCGGAAUGCAUCUUUACUCCGGCUAUUCUCUUGAUCGCGCUCGUGAUGGCAAGAGAGCGGAGUGGGCUAUUGAUCUUCACCCACCACAAUGUUGUUUUGAUUGUUGUUAUCAAAAAUUGAACAAUAGAGGCAGCCAAUAGAGCCUGAAGAGUUUUAUUGAGGGUUGAAAAACACAAACAAGCUAUUAUUUAUGAGAGCGAGCAAGACAAUGCCCAAUGAACAUACAGUGUGUGUGAAUGUUUCAAUUUUUGAGAGUUGUUACUAUGAAAAAGUGGGUAACUAAUGAGGUGCUUAAUGUUGAGAUGACACACAUACUGUAUAUCUGGUUAAAUUUGAGCGUUUUCAAGGUAAACAUUUUUGUAAAAGACAUUUCUGCAAGGCUGCUUUUCUUGUCAAAGUACUUUCUUUUAUUUUUCUUAGUUAAUGUUGCAGCGCUAAGAAGACAUGCGCCCCCCUUUUGAGAUGGCUUCAACUAUAAAAAAGCAUGUAACUUUACAAUUAAAAUUUGGUAUUCAUACA